AUUUCCAUUUUCUUUCCAUACACAACAAAUGCGUUUCUAAGUUAUCGCUCUUCACACUUUUCACACUCACUCCCUCACUCCUCAUUCUCACUCUCUCUCUGCAUGCAAUUCCCGUUGAUCCCAUUUCGCCGGAAAUGACGAACAAGGGCAAAGCAAAUGCUAAGGGUAAAGCUCCCGCCGGCAAAGAUUCUGACGGGAAACGCAAGCGCGGUUACGACGACGACAAAACCGGCGGCCUCAAGAGGAAGAAUCGAGGAGUCGAUCAGUUCUUCGAAGAAGAAGCAGAUGACAUCGACGACAGCGAAGAGAGUGACUCCAUUGAUUUAAGCGAUGAUUCUUAUGAAGAUGAAUUUGAGACUUUGUCAACGAGGAAUGUGUCAGAUAAGGGUCAGAGUAGCUACCCAUCUGUCCCCAAACAGGAGCUUGUGGAUGAAGAAGAAUAUGAUAGACUGAUGGAAGAACGAGUUAAUUCUAGGUUUUUCACUUUUGCUGGUGACGGUGAUGAUGAGUUUGAGGAUAAACCAAUGGACCAGAGUUCUUUGCAUCAUGCUCUUAAGGAAUCUAUUCCAACCAUAUGGAAAGUUAAAUGCACUGUUGGGCGUGAGAGGCUUUCAGCUAUCUGUUUGAUGCAGAAGUUUGUUCACCUGAAAUCACUUGAUACUAAAUUGCAGAUAAUAUCUGCCUUUGCUGUAGAUCACAUGAAAGGCUAUGUAUACAUUGAAGCUGAAAGGCAAUGUGAUAUAAAUGAGGCAUGUAAAGGGAUUACUGGUAUUUAUGCUACUCGGGUGCAACCUGUUCCGAGAAAUGAAGUUUUUCAUUUAUUCUCUGUUAAAAUUAAAAAACCUGAAAUUUCUGAGGGCAUGUGGGCUCGCGUUAAAGCUGGUAAUUACAAGGGGGACUUAGCACAGGUUGUAGCGGUGAAUAAUACACGCAAAAAAGUUACUGUGAAGCUGAUUCCAAGAAUAGACCUACAAGCUCUGGCUGCCAAAUUUGGUGGAGGAUGUCGCCAAAAAAACUCGGUACCAGCUCCAAGAUUAAUCAGCUCCAGUGAACUUGAGGAAUUCCGACCUCUGAUCCAAAUUAGACGCGACCAGGACACAGGCAAGGUUUUUCAGGUUCUUGAUGGCUUGCUCCUCAAAGAUGGAUAUGUAUAUAAGAAAGUAUCUCCAGAUUCAUUAAGUUUUUGGGGUGUUGUUCCCACUGAGGAGGAGCAAUUAAAGUUCGGGUCUUCUGAAAACAAUGAAUCAAAUGAUAUGGAUUGGCUUUCUAAUAUUUAUGGCGACACAAAGAAAAAGCGGGUAAUAACAGCUGACAAGGGCGAUGGCAAAGGAGAGGGCUCAUCAGGUUCAGGAAAAGAUUUUGAAUUAUUUGCUCUCGUGUGUUUUCGCAAAAAGGACUUUGGUGUGAUAAUAAGCACUGAUAAAGAUGGUACUUACAAGAUUCUAAAAGAGAGUUCAGAAGGACCUGCUGCUGUAACUGUUGAACGAACCGAAAUAAAAAGUGCGCUGUGUGAUCUUAAACUUAGUGCCCAAGACCUGCACAAUAAGACUAUAAUUGUUAAUGAUAACGUUAAGGUUCUGGAAGGUCCAUCCCAGGGUAAACAAGGUGUGGUUAGGCAUAUCUAUCGAGGGAUUGUUUUUGUGUAUGAUGGAAAUGAGGAAGAAAAUGGUGGUUACUUCACAGCUAAAGCUAUUAUGUGUGAGAAAGUCAAGCUUGCUGUUGGUGAUUUCAGUGGAACUGGAAAGGAUGGUGAACCAGGUCCUUUAGUCUUUGAUGAUCAACCAUCAUCGCCAAGGUCACCACUGUCACCGAAAAAGCCAUGGCAAGCAAGAGAAAGUGAUCGCGAGUUUAACCGUGGGGACAGUGACAGCUUGUUUGCUAUUGGCCAGACCUUGAGAAUUAGGAUAGGUCCUUUGAAGGGAUACCUCUGCCGUGUCACUGGCAUACGUCGCUCUGAUGUUACUGUGAAACUAGAUUCUCAACAAAAGUUUCUUACAGUUAAAUCUGAGCACCUUUCUGUGGUUCAAGGGAAGAGUACCGCAGUGUCAACAAGUGAUGAUCCAGAUUCGAGUUCACUGAAGCCAUUUGAUUUGCUGGGUGGCGCUGAAGGCGGCUCUGGAGGUUGGAUGAAUAGUAAUGCGGGAACGUCCACAGGAGGCUGUGGAUGGAAUGCUGGUGAAACCUCCACUGGAGGUGGUGGUUGGAAUGCUGGACAAACCUCCACUGGAGGCGAUGGUUGGAAUGCUGGACAAACCUCCACUGGAGGCGGUGGUUGGAAUGCUGGACAAACCUCCACUGGAGGUGGUGGAUGGAAUGCUGGAGAAACGUCAGCUGAAAGGAGUGCAUGGUCUAACCCUUCAGCUCCGAGUUCUGUGCCAGGAUCUACCUCGGAUCCCCCCAGCUCUCAGGGUAAUGCAGAAGAUAACGGCUGGGGCGCUAAAAGUACUUCAACUCCAAAGCCCUCAUGGGGUGUUACAGAGAACACCACAGUCACAUCUGAGCCUGAUCAGUCUGGUGGCUGGGGAAUAGGUGGAGGCAGUUCGGGUCAGGCAGAGCUUAACGACAAUCAGAAUACUUCCUGGGGCACUAAGAGUACUUCAACACCAAAGCCCUCAUGGGGUGCUACAGUGAACACUGGAACCACGUCUGAGCCAGAUCAAUCUAGUGGAUGGGGAAAAGGUGGAGGCAGCUCGGGUCAGGCAGAGCUUAACGACAGUCAGAAUACUUCCUGGGGCACUAAAAGCACUUCAACUCCGAAGCCCUCAUGGGGUGCUGCAGUGAACACUGGAACCACAUCUGAGCCAGAUCAAUCUGGUGCAUGGGGAAAAGGUGGAGGCAGCUCGGGUCAGGCAGAGCUUAAUGACAAUCAGAAUACUUCCUGGGGCACUAAAAGUACUUCAGCUCCGAAGCCCUCAUGGGGUGCUGCAGUGAACACUGGAACCACAUCUGAGCCAGAUCAAUCUGGUGGAUGGGGAAAAAGUGGAGGCAGCGCGGGUCAGGCAGAGCUUAAUGACAAUCAGAAUACUUCCUGGGGCACUAAAAGUACUUCAGCUCCGAAGCCCUCAUGGGGUGCUGCAGUGAACACUGGAACCACAUCUGAGCCAGAUCAAUCUGGUGGAUGGGGAAAAAGUGGAGGCAGUUCAGUUCAGGCACAGCUUAACGACAAUCAGAAUUCUGGUCAUUCUUCCUGGGGCACUAAAAGCACUUCAACUUCGAAGCCCUCGUGGGGUGCUGCAGUGAACACUGGAACCACAUCUGAGCCAGAUCAAUCUAGUGGAUGGGGAAAAGGUGGAGGCAGCUCGGGUCAGGCAGAGCUUAAUGACAAUCAGAAUACUUCCUGGGGCAAUAAAAGUACUUCAACUCCGAAGCCCUCAUGGGGUGCUGCAGUGAACACAGGAGUCCCAUCUGAGCCUGAUCAGUCUGGUGGCUGGGGUAAAGGUGGAGGCAGUUCGGGUCAGGCAGAGCUUAACGACAAUCAGAAUACUGCCUGGGGCACUAAAAGUACUUCAACUCUGAAGCCCUCGUGGGGUGCUGCAGUGAACACUGGAACCACAUCUGAGUCGGAUCAAUCUGGUGGAUGGGGCAAGAAAAGCGAAUGGAACUCAGGAAACAGUGGAAGCCAAGCUUCAGAUGUGAACAAAAGUAAAUGGAAUUCUGAUCCCCAAUCUCAAGAUUCAAAUUGGGGAAAGAAAAGCAACUGGAAUUCUAGUUCUGGUGGUGCAAGUGAAGGCACUAAUUGGAGAAGCAAUGAAGGUCCAAAUGAAACUUCUGAAGACGGAGGUGGGGGGAGGGGAGGUUACCGUGGUAGAGGUGGCUCUGAUAGAGGUGGCUCUGAUAGAGGUGGCUCUGAUAGAGGUGGCUUUAGAGGUAGAGGGUUUCGGGGUAGAGGAGAACGUGGGGGCUUUGGUGGUAGAGGUAGAUCAGAUAAUGAAGGUUUUGGUGGUAGAGACAGAGGAUUCGGAGGAGGCAGAGGCCGUGGAAGGAAUGACCAACCUGGUGCUUGGAACAAUAGCCGCGAUUCCGGCGAGGAUGGAUCCUCCGGCUGGAAGAAUAAUAGUGGGUCUGGGGCUUGGAACCAGAAUAGUGGUGACAAGAAGGAUGGAGGGAGCUGGAGCCAUGAUAAUGCAGAUAAGGAGCGUUCAAGUAAUGCUGGAGGUGGAAGUAAUAAGCCGUGGCAGAGCUGGACUUCAGCAAGUGGUGGAGCUAGCAGUGGUUGGAACAGUGAUGGGCCAGGACAGGGGACAGAGGAUAAAGGCGGUGCUGGCUGGGCAAAGGGAACGGAUUCUGGUGCUGGCUGGGCAAAGGGAACUGAUUCCGGUGCUGGCUGGGCAAAGGGAACUGAUUCUAGUGCUGGCUGGGCAAAGGGAACCGAGUCUGCUCCAGAUAAGGGUCAAUCGUCUAGUUGGAAUGAUUCUGCAGCAAAUGGUGGUGCUGCAGGUUCGUGGGGGGGCAAGAAAAAUGACAAUGGUAGCAAAGGUGGAUGGUAAUUACUUUCUAGAACAUGCUAAACGAACCAAAGUAAAUCAAGCUCCGUAGUUUCUUGCUGAUUUCAACCAUUUUUGUAAAUACACAAAUCUUUCUGCUGGAACUUGAUGCCCAUUAUGGCAACUUUAAAUUAUCGUAAACAGAUAUGAUGAAUGACUAACCCUUUCUGCUAUGUUUUGCAAUGAAUGUUCGAUGGAAUUUGGUGUGCAGUUGUGUUACUGCAUUUUUUGAGGGUUUGUGAAAUACUUUGUUCUCUUGUGUAUGUAUUGACUUGCGUUGUUGUUUUUUCCAUCUGGUGAAAAGUAUAUUGUUGCUUAUUUA
This is a messenger RNA of Vicia villosa (hairy vetch), 4806 nucleotides long. RefSeq names its product protein RNA-directed DNA methylation 3. Gene Ontology annotation, molecular function: mRNA binding. Gene Ontology annotation, biological process: regulation of transcription by RNA polymerase II; transcription elongation by RNA polymerase II; regulation of DNA-templated transcription elongation. Gene Ontology annotation, cellular component: DSIF complex. The coding region runs from base 135 to 4487 and encodes 1450 amino acids. The transcript has 18 exons. The record is from RefSeq and is a predicted model, not a curated record. Lineage: Eukaryota; Viridiplantae; Streptophyta; Magnoliopsida; Fabales; Fabaceae.